AAGAAGAAGAAUAUUAAUAAUAAGAAGAAGUGUGUAAAUAAGACAAGAGAGAAGAGAAGGAGACCCAGAAAGGAAUGAAGAGAAAGAGUUUUAUGAAUUGCUGAUUCAUUCGUGAAAGUGUGUGGUACAAACAAAAGAACGAGGAGAGACAGUGAGACAAGGAGUUUAGGUUGAGGAGGAAUAUGAAGAUACAGAGAUUGAAGAGAACAAGAUGGAGAGGAGAAGGAGGAGUAAGAAGAAAUACAUUAGAAUUGAAGAAUGAGAAGAGAAGGAUGAGCAAGAGGAGAAGAAGAGGAGUGAGGGAUGACUAUAGAAGAUGAUAAAACCAGAGAUGAACUAAAACUCUUAAGAGAUGAACUAACUAUAAAACGGUUUCUCUAUGAUGAAACUCAUGGUGGAGUAUUUGGUCGGAUUAUUUGUGAGUAGGGGUGAAGAGAAUGGUGAACAACAAGUAGUGAGAAAAAUAGAAAGUGUGAGUAUUACAUUAUACAAACAUUUCCGCCAAGCUUCUGAGGACGAUGGACCAGCACCACUUUGAAAAAUGUGGGAAAAGGGUUAUCUUUGUACGAUCCCUUUUUGGGAUGAAAAAGGGUUAAAAAUUAGAAACGAGGAGGACAAAGAUGAAUAAAUGAAUGAAUUGGGGAUGAGGGUGGAGACAAUACUCUUAAGAAAAAGGAUGCAGGACGAGCAGAAGUGAAAGGAGGAGAUUUAAGAAGACAAGAAGUAUAAAAUGAAUAGGUUAAAAAACAGAAAUCAUGAUGACAGAGGGAAUCAAAGUAAACAUCGAUGGAGAAGAAUGUGAUGUUAUUAUAUCUUGACGCAGUGAAUGUAGAUUGGAAGAGAUGUUUAUUUUUUUUUAAGAAUAAUUUAUUUCUAUUAAUUCACAUCAGAUUAGAAGGAAAAUGAGAAAAUGAGGAGGAAGAAUAAGUAGAAAAACGGUUGAGGACUAGAAGAGAGUCCCAGUCACCCUUAAUGUGUCACUCCCACCCCCUUCUUGACUCACCCUCUCUCAAUAUUAAAGUUGCGUGGGAUGAUUGUGAGUCUGCGCACACGUGCCCAGUUUUCCGGCCAGUGAAAAGCGGCGCUCAGUUAGUUUUCCGAAAGCGGUGUGCGCGGUUUGCGGCUUUUCCAUCUGAUGCCACGAGAAAUGUCACUCGUGAACCUGUCCACCCUGCUCAACCAGACUGUCGAUGACGAGGGCGGUGGUGGAGGGGUAGGGGUCAACUCACCCCCCUCACCCACAACCCCACAGUUCGAAGACAUCUUCACCGACCCGUGGCUCGCGACGAAACUGCUCAUCUUGUGUGUAUUCAUUUUGCUGACAGUGUGUGGCAACCUGCUGGUGAUUGUGAGUGUGGUGCCUAGCCACCACCUACGCACGCCCACGCACUCGCUCAUUGUGAACCUGGCAGUCGCCGACCUACUGCUUGGCAUCACUGUGCUGCCACUCUCCGCCACCCGCGAGAUACAAGGAGGCGCCUGGCUACUGGGCCCUGACCUGUGCUCGGUGUGGACCACCCUGGACGUGCUCUGCUGCACGGCGUCCAUCCUUUCGCUGUGCGUAAUCAGCGUGGAUCGCUAUAUCGGUGUGUCCCGGCCGCUGGCCUAUUCACGCAUCCUCACCAAACGCAGGGCGCGGUGUCUCAUAGCUGCCAUAUGGGCGCUGGCCCUGGCUAUUAGCAUAGCGCCGCCCCUGGGCUGGAGAGAAGAGCUGGCGCCCGGGGAGUGUCAUGUCAACAAGCAAUUGGGGAGUGUUCAACAGGGAGCCAGGGAGCCAGGGACUUGA
This is a messenger RNA of Nilaparvata lugens (brown planthopper), 1786 nucleotides long. RefSeq names its product alpha-1D adrenergic receptor-like. Gene Ontology annotation, molecular function: alpha1-adrenergic receptor activity. Lineage: Eukaryota; Metazoa; Arthropoda; Insecta; Hemiptera; Delphacidae. The record is from RefSeq and is a predicted model, not a curated record. The coding region runs from base 1136 to 1786 and encodes 216 amino acids. Gene Ontology annotation, cellular component: membrane. Gene Ontology annotation, biological process: positive regulation of cytosolic calcium ion concentration; phospholipase C-activating G protein-coupled receptor signaling pathway; cell-cell signaling. The transcript has 4 exons.